AAAGGCACCGAUCUCUCCCGUUCUUGGCGAUCGAAGCUGUUCUCGUCACUAUCCAGCAACGAACCAGCUCGAUACGCUUUAUUCGCCCAUCAUGUUCGGCUCCAAGAUCCUUUCCACCAUCUUCUUGGCGGCUAUCUCCGCCGUCCAGGUUUCUGCUGUCGCUGUUAGCGAGAGGCAAAGCCAGACCUGUGUCGCAACAUGCGGUUCAACAUGCUACUGGCAGUCGGACAUCGACGCGGCUGUGAAGCAGGGCUACAACUACCAGCAACAGGGCAAGACCGUCGGAUCGGGUAAAUACCCGCAUGUAUAUAACGACUACGAAGGCUUCAACUUUCCCGACUCUGGAACCUAUUACGAGUUCCCUAUUCUAUCAAGCUUUAAGGUCUACACUGGCGGCAGCCCAGGUGCGGAUCGUGUCGUUUUCUUGGGUAGCAAUGGCAACUAUGAAGGCUCUAUUACUCAUACUGGGGCCAGCGGGAACAACUUCGUUCAAUGCAGCUAGAAGCAAUGUUAUAUUAUAAAGGUGUUGUUUUGCGCAGGUUGUGGUUUAUCAUAUGCAGAAGUUAUAUGGUGAUCCUGAAGGGUGUCACGUGAUGCCAAUUAACGACCACGACCGCUUACAUAAUCACAAAUAUAUAUUUUAUGUUCAUAUUCACCAUACCAUUAUAUAUACGUACCUAUUAAAUCAUCAC
Molecule: messenger RNA, 692 nt
Organism: Annulohypoxylon maeteangense
Lineage: Eukaryota; Fungi; Ascomycota; Sordariomycetes; Xylariales; Hypoxylaceae
Product: ribonuclease-domain-containing protein
Exons: 4
Coding region: 92-502 (136 amino acids)
Molecular function (GO): RNA binding; RNA nuclease activity
Source: RefSeq, a predicted model, not a curated record